This is a messenger RNA of Parnassius mnemosyne (clouded apollo), 600 nucleotides long. The record is from the annotation of a GenBank genome assembly. NCBI's taxonomy places the organism in Eukaryota, Metazoa, Arthropoda, Insecta, Lepidoptera, Papilionidae.
AUGCGGCAACGAGAUGAUCUGGCAUUCGCAAUAGCCUUAAACAAUAUGACUGUCGGUCAGAUGACUUCUAUCGAUAUAGAGUUAAUAAAUUCUAGAUAUUACAAUAUUAAUACUUUACCUAUUGAGGCACAUGGAGCGAUACACUUAUUUGCGACCAACAAUGAAGUUGACAAAUACAAUAAUCAAGUAUUGUCUCGAAUGAACACUGAAGGGUACUCGGUUAAAGCACUUAAUGUGGUUUCUGGAGCACCAAAUCCGCAAGCUGCUAGAAAAGCCUUGCAAUCUGUUAAUGCUCUAGCUACAAUGCAGACCUAUGGUCUUCCUAAGAACUUGUUUUUACGAGUAGAUGCACGUUAUAUGGUAACUGUGAAUAUUGACACUACGGAUGGCCUUGUAAAUGGUGGUAGUACAGGAAUAUUGAAGGCUAUAGAUUACGGUCGACACAAGGAAACAAGUGAAAAGCGGCCUUUCCGUAUUUGGGUUCUGUUCGAUAAAAGUACGGGAAUAGCUACAAGAAGUAAAUGUCAAGUACCUUCUCGGAAACAUCGUCAAUAUCUCAAUUCGUAUUGGACGCCAUUAGAGCGGUCACUUAUACUGUGA